Messenger RNA from Limulus polyphemus (Atlantic horseshoe crab), 6582 nucleotides. Its product is annotated as regulating synaptic membrane exocytosis protein 1-like. Lineage: Eukaryota; Metazoa; Arthropoda; Merostomata; Xiphosura; Limulidae. Gene Ontology annotation, biological process: regulation of membrane potential; calcium ion-regulated exocytosis of neurotransmitter; positive regulation of synaptic transmission. Gene Ontology annotation, cellular component: presynaptic membrane; cytoskeleton of presynaptic active zone. The record is from RefSeq and is a predicted model, not a curated record. Gene Ontology annotation, molecular function: transmembrane transporter binding; small GTPase binding. Bases 356 to 5248 code for a protein of 1630 amino acids. The transcript has 21 exons.
ACCCAACGAGGAUGAUAGGAAGCAGAGGUCUCCAGAAAUUAGUGGAGCAAGUAGAAAACGUCUGAACUCUUCAACUGUUUCCCUUCCUACUAUUCAGAACUCAGACACUAUCCAGGAAAUGUCAGCAUUCCAGUUAUAAUGCGGAAACCUAAAGGUUGGUAUGUUUGCAGCUGUCAAAGAAAAAAACCAGAAGAACAAAGUCAAUCGUAGUUAGAUGACAACCGCCAUGCUAACGAAGUACACAAACCAAGUACAACGCUUGCGUCCGCCGCCAUUAUUCAGCCAGCCGUACUGUCACUAAGCCUAAACUGUGGGACCCACCCCAUUGUAGCUCUAGGUGUGUUUGUGUGUGGGGAUGGAGAGUCAGAGUCCGGCCGUGGUCCCUCCAAUGCCUGACCUUAGUCACCUCAGUGAGGAAGAGAGGAAGAUAAUUGAAAAUGUUAUGCAGAGGCAAAAAGCUGAGGAAGACAAGGAGCGGGAAGUACUCAAGAAAAAACAAGACGAGGUAAAGUUACUAGAAAGUGCUAUCCAGAAGCGAAAGGAGGAACACCUGAAGCUUGGAAUCGAAUUAGAUGCUACCUGUGAGCUGUGUUUGAAAACUAAAUUUGCAGAUGGAAUUGGACACAUCUGUAAUUACUGCAACGUUCGCUGCUGUGCUCGAUGUGGAGGCAAAGUUACCUUACGAUCUAAUAAAGUUAUUUGGGUGUGCAUUCUAUGCAGAAAAAAACAAGAGCUCUUGAUUAAGACCGGAACAUGGAUGCAUGGAAACUUGGGAAGUCAAGAAGGGAGCUUGGAUCAGGGAUCAGGAGGGGAAUCCACGCCAAUCAAAUCAGAACUAACUCCCUCGUCCGAUAGACGUAUGAGGCUAGAGCGAGGUCAUAGUUCAGAAAAGGAAAAUAUCCUUCAACCUACAUUAACUCAUCCCGGUGGUGGGCAGUCUCUUCCAAGCAGCCGGCGAGGGUCACUACAGCGCACGGGUAGUUCUCAGAGUAGGGAUUUAAAACGGCAGUUCUCUCAAGAGACUCGUCCCUCCUCUGAAUAUACUUAUAAAGUGGCGGACAAACCCCCAUCAGACAGGGGACGAGGAGGCUCAGACAAAAGUCCCUCACAAGGAGAAUCCCGAAAGAGGAGAUCAAUUCAUGAAGAUGAUUCCAGACACCAUCGAGAGGGAAGUGAUAGAGGGCGCCACUUGCAUAAAGACGGCGCACGUUCGAGAGAGCACUCUCCAGAGCCACCUACAAGACAAGAACGUGAACGUGGAGAACAAGAUUUCGAAUGUGAAAGAACAAGAGAAAGAUCCCGUGAAAGAAAGCGUGAGGUCUCAAGUGAGAGAAAAAGAGAAGAAAGAAAAGGAAGUCGGGAACUGAGAAGGGAUGAACUCAUAACUCGAGAUGAUAUUCGUUUAAGGGAAAUUUCUAGAGAUCAGAACGUUGAAAGAGGUCGAGAAGACGAUCGAAUCCGUGUGCGUGAGCCGUCGGUUGAAAGGUCACGCUCUUACGACGAACGAAGACCUUCACGUGAACGACGCUCGUUCGAAGAGCGAAGGCCUUCGCGUGAAAAUGUUAAUCAAAAUUAUGAGCGUGAACCUCAAGAGAGACUUCGUGAUCAUGAGCAUCGUUCUCGGAGAGAUACGAGUGGCGUACGACACGUUCACCCUGAUGACAAACGUGACUCCUCAUACAGACAAAAGCUUCCGAAUAGUUCCGAACGGGAACAUUAUGUUGUGAAGCCUGUGGUGUCCUCUAUUGAUCUCGAAAGUCGAGCUCGACCUGAAUAUAUAAUUAGGAGAAAUCAUCUGGAUCCUAGUUCGGCUUCAGUAGUAACGAUUGAUUCUAGGGGGCGCUCUAAUAAUAAUAAUAAUCGACGUAAAAUUGAGUCAGUCGUUCGCAAUGACUCCUUGAGCUCUGACCAAUCAGAAUGUGUCAGGCCACCUCCACCUAAACCUCACAAACACAAACGUGGUAAGAAACAACGACAAAGAUCUCUUAGCAGCUCUGAUGACGAGAUUAGGUCGACACCAGAGUACUCUAGUUGUGAAGAACAAGACAUAGAAAGUGAGAGUGUCAGUGAAAAGGGGGAGCAUGCACACUUCCGUUUCAGAUCACACUGUUGUGAUCUCAACUCGGCACUAAGGAAGAGCUGUAAACUUCAAAGAGAUCCUGAGUGCUACUAUGACAGCCAAGAUAUAAGGAGUCCUUUCGAUAGUCGAACCCACAAGAAAACUGUCCGCUUCAAUCGAGAGAGCGCCCCCUGCCGCCAACACUCCGACGAAUUUUGGGAUGAACAACAAACUAAAGACUCUGGGAUAGACACAAGUAGCAGCGCUACCCUAAAUGAAGAAAACAAUCGUAAGCAUCCUGUAUCCUGGCAACCGUCUACUGACGGGACAAAAAUGAUAGGACAUAUGAUUUUGAAGAAGACUUUGAAAGAGGGAGCUGGUAGCGUCUCAAGUGCAUCCAUCCUUGGCCUAAAAGUGGUGGGAGGAAAAUUCUUUGAGUCUGGACGUAUUGGUGCUAUGAUAGAAAAGGUGAAAAGAGGCAGCAUAGCGGAUACUGUUGGUCAUCUGCGGCCAGGUGAUGAAGUGCUAGAGUGGAAUGGGCGUUCCUUACAAGGCAAGACUUAUGAAGAAGUCUAUGAUAUUAUAGCAGAAUCUAGGCAAGAACCCCAAGUAGAGUUAAUUGUUUGUAGACCUCUCAGUGAUGUUGGACGAGUGGACUUAAGAGAAAGAGCCAUAAGAAGACUUGUAGGAGCUCCUUCUGAAACAACUUUAGACCCCAGAAUGCACAGUUCCAUCAAAGAUCGAAGACCUAGUGUCACCAUAACAUCACCUGGUUCCCCUGAAACAGUUCGUGUACGUCCUCAGUCAUUAGUGGUAGGCGGAAGGAUACAGGUGAAACUCUGGUAUGAUGUCACAGCUCUCCAACUAGUAGUUACAAUUGUAAGUGCAGCAGGGCUAACCCCUAGGGCUAAUCAACAAGCCCGCAAUCCUUAUGUUAAAAUGUUUCUUCUUCCAGACAGAAGUGAGAAAAGUAAACGCCGAACAAAGACUAUUGCUAAUGCCAGCGAACCCAAGUGGAACCAAACCUUUGUGUAUUCUCCACUAAGGAGGUCAGAUUUGAAAACAAGAGCCUUGGAAAUCACUGUGUGGGACUAUGACAGAUAUGGUGCUAAUGAUUUUCUGGGUGAAGUAAUUAUUGAUCUUUCUUCAGUCCCUUUAAACAAAGAAGUGCAAUGGUUUUUCCUGACCAGCCAUGAAGAUAGCCUCAAUUCUUUGCUGCGCCGGCAGAACAUGUAUCUGGAUACAGAGGCAGCCAGUACAAUAACUUCAACUGAUCACCUAUCUCCUCCUUCUACUCUGUCUAGACUCUCUGAUAGUGAUAUAUCAGAGUUUGACCUAGAUGAAGGCAGUAGUCUUCUGAGAGAUCGUCGUCUAGCUGGUGUAGAUGGUGCUAGUAUUAGCUCUCUAGGGAGUAGUUCCAGCCCCCCACUGGUUAGAGAAGAAUUUGGCAAUAUCAUGGAACGCAGAUCUAGGCGAGAUAUGUCACCUAGUGGUAGAAGACAAUCUGGAACAAUUGCCACUCGAAAUGAACUAGUUUAUGAUCAAAAUGGAAGGGGCCCAGUGAUAAUGACUGAAAAUAUUCCACCUACGCUGUCUGCAAUCAGGGGACGCUCUCGAUCAGCAGUACACCAAAAUGAAAGCAGAAUUUCAAGAUCAAGAUCUCCAUCCAGAAGAGGAAGUGAAGGAACUACGAGGUCAUUAUCCCCGCCAGAAAUUAGGCCACAUUCGCCAGUGAUUGGUCCCCCCAAUUUAGCCUGGCGGUAUCCCUUUACAAGAGAAGGUUUCUCAUCAAGUGUAAACUCUCCAAAAAAACGUCAGUUACCUGCCAUUCCUCCAUCUCUUCGACAUACUUCCCGUAACCAAAUGACGUUAGACCUAGAGGAAAGAGCCCGCCAGUUAAAGCUUCGGAUGCAGAUGCAACGGAGGGGAGGAGCUAUAACACCUGUAGCCAUGUACUCUGAUAGUGAAGUCACUUCUAGAAAUGCUGUCGAGAAACAACUUCACGUUCAUCCCCACAGAGGGCGUUUACAGCCAGGUGCUAUGAAGGGCAGUAGUCGUCACAUGUCACCUGGAGUAGGAAUGAGCCCUGAAAAAGAGACAGUUGAAAUGAUAACAGGAAUUGAAAGUGAUGGAUCAGAGACAAGCUCAGUCUCCAAAUUCAGCAUUAAUAGUGCCUUCUCAAUCCAGUCAGAGCGUCCCAGAGGAAGCCGUACUCUCAGUGAAUUCACCACAAGAAUGCAGGGCUAUGGACCAGUUCACCCACCUCGACCUGUAAGGAGAACUCUCAACCGAAGUCUCAGCAGUGAAGGUGGAAGUGAUGAAAAAGCAGAUGGCAGUCUUUCUGAUACUGCAGUAGGCACUAUAACAGAAAAGGCUGGAAUGUUAGAACAACAUGGAGCUCCUGGGAAGAGCUGGGGAGGAGGUAAAAUGGCCCAACUUAUGGGCUUAUCUAAGAAAAGUAGCAGCACUUCUCAACUAAGUGUGACAGGUCAUAAGAAACGUUUAGGGUUCCGGAGGAAACGUUCUUCCACAAUCAAUGUUCAUCGGAGUGAAGAGAUUGCCCCACAAGAGUGUCGUCACUUGGUCAAACAGUCUAGUAGUGUUUCAUCUGAUGGGGAAGGAAGUUUAAGUAGUGACAGUACUGCGUGGAUCCCUUCUCUCCGUUUAACACCAGAUGGAGAGUAUUCGCACUUUGUUGAAGGACUAGGUCCGGGUCAGCUUGUUGGUCGACAGGUUUUGGCAUCCCCAAGUCUAGGAGACAUUCAACUAAGCCUAUGUGAUCGAAAAGGAAACCUUGAAAUUGAGGUUAUUCGUGCAAGAGGGUUGCAGCCAAGACUAGGAGCAAAGUUGUUACCAGCACCUUAUGUUAAGGUGUACUUAGUUAAUGGGAGGAAAUGCAUCGCUAAAGCUAAAACAUCAAUUGCACGGAGAACUCUGGAUCCUCUCUACCAACAACAGUUGGUUUUCCAUGAAGACUACCGAGGGUGUGUCCUCCAGGUAACAGUAUGGGGUGAUUAUGGUCGAAUGGAAAAAAAGGUCUUCAUGGGUGUAUCUCAGAUCAUGUUAGAUGACUUAGAUCUUUCCAAUAUUGUGAUUGGAUGGUAUAAACUGUUUCAUCCCUCUUCACUGGUAAAUCUGCCAGCUAGUGGACAGAGAAAUAACCUUGUUUCCAUGGACAGCUUUGGUUGAAUAUUCUGUUCAGUCACCUUGUACAUUAUUGAGGUUACAAGGGGGAGAUAAGUCAUAUUAAAGAUGGCUGACUAUGCUGGCUCCUUGAUGGUGCAUAUCACCUGCAUGCUGAGAUAAAAGAUUUACUCAGAGUGCCUGCUGUGACAUAAGAAGCUAAUGUUCCAAAGGAGUUUCAAAGACUUAUUAGUGUUACAAACUUUGCUCUUUCAAAUUUUAUAAAGAUAUUUCUCUUUCAAAUGUUCUUCCGCCAUCUUGUUGUUUUAUUGGAGAAGAUUAAUAGCCUUUAAACACAUGGACUGAUGCUUGGGUUUCAAAGGAAAUGUGAGCUUCUUCACACCAAUACCUCACAUCUUCAGUCAUCUGCCUUUGGCUGAGUUACAUAGAGGUGCGCAUGUGCGGAGCUAUGCCGCUGUGCUACCAAACCACAAGUGGUCUUAUUGCACGUACCUGAAAAGAUGGAACACUCCUGUAAAUGAUGAAAACAAAUGUUAGAACUACAAUGGACAUAUGCAACUAUCUUGCCAAAUAGAAUCAUUUAGCUGUUGAUAUUAGAAGUAAGUAAAAACCAAAGUUUCAUGAGGUUAAGAUGUUAAAAAAUAAAUAAUCUUUGCUGCAUUCAUUCCUUGUGUGACCUAGAUCGCUAGAUGGCACCCAUAGUUUGAUUUGGUUGAUGUUUGUAAGAUAGAUCAGAGUACAGGGUUGUGUAUACUAUGGUGCUGUUUGACUCUUUGUUCAAAACAGCCAUAACUUCCAUGGUGAAAUUUAGCAAAACAAGAAGCAUCAAAUGAUAUUUGUCAAUAAAUAAAAUAGAUAUUACAGUGUUAUAAAGCACUGGCUUUGAGAGAAAAUAAAUUAAACAGUGAUUUAGAAAAUUAGCUUCUUAUAAAUUCAGCAAAAAGUCUAAAGACACAACAUUUCAUGUGCUUUUUUCAUUAUAUGUAAAUGUUGAUCUUAACUACUUGUAGUUUUUACAAUUCAACAUAAAAGAAAACUCUUUCAAGUCCUUCAGUAGGUUAUUGUUUUGACUAAAAAAAGGUAAAAAUAGAUGGCAGCUUAAUCAUCUUUUUUUUUUUCAAAUACUAAAUUUUAUAAGAAAAUUUAUCUAAUUAUUUAGGUACUUUUUGUAGCUUUUUUUUUUUACCAAGUAUGAGAUAUCAGAUAAAUUUUCCAAAAGAAAGCUUGUUUGGUUUAAAAUUUACCAAAUUAAACCAAACAAUUAGAGAUAAAUUUCCUGUUUAUAUUGAUGUGUUUGAUAAAAUCAUUCAUCAUGUCAUUGAAAAAUUAUUAACCAGGUGUAAAAAAAACAAUUUUGUCUUUAUUAAAUAUCAAAAUAU